AUGAAAGCUGGACAAGCAUCAUCAUCACCACAGACCAAACAAGGACACAAUGACACAUCACAACAAGCAAACAAACAAGCUCGGAGCAUCACUAAAUAUUACGACCCAAAAUCAUCACUCUCACACAUAAUCGGAGAUUAUCGAUUAUUAUCACCUUGGAACAAACUUAAAUUUAAUAUCAUUCAAUUCAUUGCGGAAUGGAGAGUUCUUUCACAUAAUAUUUCUCAACAGCAAACGAUGCAUCACAAGUACAAAUAUUCAGAUCCAUAUCUGGAAAAAGCUACACGAGAAAUGUAUCAUCCACAAAUUGUUUCCUCUAUGAAACAACGUUUUUCGAGAUGGUUCAAAUACUCACUGUAUUUGACAGCCUUUUCUCUUCUUGUGGUGUACCCUUCCGCUUGCAAAAUUUGGGAAACUGAAAAGAAGCGACGAGAGCUUUAUCUAUCUCAAAAAUAUACGUUUGACAAGGAAAAAUCCAUCUAG
Molecule: messenger RNA, 483 nt
Organism: Naegleria lovaniensis
Lineage: Eukaryota; Heterolobosea; Eutetramitea; Acrasida; Naegleriidae
Exons: 1
Coding region: 1-483 (160 amino acids)
Source: RefSeq, a predicted model, not a curated record